Maudiozyma saulgeensis is the source of this 1668-nucleotide messenger RNA. The record is from the annotation of a GenBank genome assembly. NCBI's taxonomy places the organism in Eukaryota, Fungi, Ascomycota, Saccharomycetes, Saccharomycetales, Saccharomycetaceae.
AUGCCUACCGAAGGAUAUAAUGGAUCUCCGUCAAAGACGUCCAUCAACACUACAAGGCUUUCAGCUAUGAUGGAUUCUCUGGAUGGAUUCAACACAAAUGGAACGAUAGAUAACAAUAAGCCAAAUGAAUCACCUACCACUCAAGAAAAAGAAGAACAAGAACAAGAUCAGGAUCAGCAGGGUGACAUGUCGGCAGCACCAGCUCUGGUACCUCCACCAUCUCUGGCAGAUUUACCAGAUGGGUCACAUACUCCAAAGAGUUUCCUAUAUACCAAGUCUCCUGGGAAUAAAUCCCCUGGUGUAUAUUCUCAAUUUAGUCCCGCCGGUACAAGACUAAGUAUGUAUUCGAACUAUUCAGGUGUCAUUCAAGAAGGUACAGGUGUAUCGUACGUUGUGAAAAAUAAUAUAAAUAGGGACAAUCAAAAUAAUGACCUAGAACAAACCAAUAAUGGACUUGAAAAUGCUCUUGAACAACCUCCUCAUAUAGAAGUAUCCAUAGGAAACCCGGAGGAUGAUGAUCUCGAAUAUGAUUCACCAUCUAAAAAUGCCAACAAACCUCAGAGAUCAAAGAGUAACCUAAUUAUCGAGACUAUACCAAAUGCUAAACCAGUAAGCCGUUAUAACUCAUUAAAUUCUAAGCCAGAAGUUAUUACGACAACUGAAAAAGCCCCUGAAUUACCUAGUUUACCUAAUCAACAGAAACCAACAAACUCUACAAGCGAUUCUAUUCAUCUAUCUGAAGGAGUAUCAAAGGGUAUAAGUAAGAAUCUUUCAAUAGGUUCGGGAAACCUUGCGAGCGAGAGUGGUUCAUCAGCAUAUUAUCCAUUCAAUCAUCCAUUGGAGGAAGUCUUAGAAAAAGGAAGCGAAGAAACAACAAGAAAUCAUACACCUGGUAAAUCAAUAGAUAACUUAUCAAGUACGUCAAGUGAAUUACCACCUUUACAGACCUACCAAACAUCUAGUGUGAAAUCAUUAACUCCUGAUAGAUCUGAGAUGGCAGAUUAUAACCCUACUGUUCCAUUAAGAAACAGACACAGACCAGUCACCAGAAGUUUCCUAAACAACGAACUUGAUAAAAUAGAAUCUGAAUUAAAACAAGAAUUAAAUGAUAAUAACCAAUCGCAUGUGACCGUUCACACAAAAGGUGGAGACUCUUACUUUUCUGCUGAGAGUGAGGAACCCAGUGAAGCUGCUGACCAAUUAUACAGAGAUAGAAGAGUUCCAAGUAACCCUGCUCCACGUAAUAACAACAACAAUAAAACGAAAGUCCGUGGUACGUUACCUCAUAUUGCAAAUAUUGCAAACUCUAAUAAGGAUGACGGUUUUGAAGAUAUUGAGGAAGGACACAUAUUUAGUAACCAUCCAUCCCGAUCAUCUAGAGAUACAUAUAACCACAGACAAAAACGCGAGAAAUCAUCCAGACAUAAAAAGAAUGCAUCAAACUCAUUUGAUACUAACACCCUAUCCCAGUUAUUGAUGAUAACGAAAGGUACGCUCGUUGGUUCAGAAUUUUCCAAUCUAGGUAUGAAACUAGAAGAAAAAAGGGCUCUGGAAAGAUUGGUUGACUCUCUCUCUAGGUUGACUGCUGAUAUGAUAUUAGAUCCAGAUCGUUACAAUGAAGGUAUAAAGAGGUUAAAUAAUGCCGUGAAGGCUCUGGAUGGGUUUUAG